AUGUCCGAUUCCGAUUCUGAAUCCGUUUCGGGCUCAGGCCCUGGGUCCGCUUCGGGUUCAUCCUCGUCCUCAUCGCGUGCGUCAUCCCCUCAAGUCACUCGGGCCACCUCGACCUCCUCCACGAAACCCAUCGCGCAAGAUGCCGUGACAACCAGUCCGGAGCCGACGACGACCCAACCCUCGACGCCGACGCCGUCCUUUGCGGACCUGGGCAUCAUCGAACCGCUCUGUGCGGCCUGCGCGUCCCUCAACUUCACCUCCCCAACCGAGAUUCAACGCGAAUGCAUCCCCUACGGUCUUCAAGGCAAGGAUAUCAUUGGGCUCGCGCAGACCGGUUCGGGAAAGACCGCGGCGUUCGCGUUGCCCAUCUUGCAGGCGCUGUGGGAUCAGCCUCAGGGCUUGUUCGCUUGUGUGUUGGCCCCGACCAGGUGAGUGGGCACAGAGGCAGAAUUCCAUAGUGUGUGUUCCCACAUGCUGACCCAAGCUUGACACGUCUAACCCCAGGGAACUGGCGUACCAGAUCGCCGAACAAUUCCUCGCGCUCGGGUCCGGCAUCGGCGUCAGGGUCGCGACCAUCGUCGGUGGCAUCGACACCAUGUCCCAGCAAGUCGCUCUGGCCAAGAAACCCCACAUCAUCGUCGCCACACCGGGAAGGCUGCAGGACCAUCUCGAGAACACCAAAGGCUUUUCGUUGAGGACAUUGAAAUACCUGGUGCGCUAGGGGGUGCGGCGGGUAAAGUUUGACAGAUUGGUGGCAGCGGGAACUUAUCUAGCUCGGACUCCGUCGCACAGGUCAUGGAUGAAGCCGAUCGGUUGUUGGAUUUGGAUUUCGGUCCUGUUAUUGACAAGAUCCUCAAAUUGAUCCCGAGGGAAGAACGCCAUACGUACCUCUUCUCGGCGACGAUGACGACCAAAGUCGCCAAGUUGCAGCGCGCCUCGUUGCGCGAUCCGGUCAAGUUGGAGGUUUCGUCAAAGUGAGUUGGGUUCGGUCUCUGUGACGUUGUCGUUCCGGUAGAACUGACGCAGAGUCACUUGUUGUGUGUAGAUACCAAACCGUCUCGACACUCCUGCAGUACUACCUCCUCGUCCCGAUGAAGCACAAGGACCUGCACCUCGUCCAUCUCGCGCACACCCUCUCGGGCAACACCAUCAUCAUCUUCGUACGCACCGUGCUCGACGCCCAACGCCUCUCCAUCAUCCUCCGUCUCCUCUCCUUCCCCGCCGUACCCUUGCACGGUCAACUGUCUCAAUCCGCUCGAUUGGGCGCCUUGAACAAGUUCAAAUCCGGUUCACGAUCGAUCCUCGUCGCCACGGACGUCGCCUCGCGUGGUCUGGACAUCCCCGCCGUCGACUGCGUGAUCAACUUCGACCUACCGACCCAUUCGAAGGAUUACAUUCAUCGCGUCGGUAGGACGGCCCGAGCGGGGAGGUCGGGCAAGUCGAUCUCGUUAGUGACGCAAUAUGACGUCGAGUUGUUUCAGAGGAUCGAAGGUGAGCAUUUUUCUUUUCUGGCGAACGAUGUAUUCAUUCGGUUGGAUCUGAUGAUAAUUUCUCGUUGUCUUCAACGAAAAGGCGUGAUUGGUAAGAAAAUGGACGAAUACCCUCUCGGUGGGGGUGGGAAAGAACAAGUCAUGCUCCUCGCCGAACGAGUAGGUGAGGCUUCCCGAGAAGCGGCGAGGGAGUUGAAGGAGAAUGGAGCGAGUGGGGAUGGGAGGAAGAGGGGGAAGAAGAGGGAUAGAGGGGGCAAGGGGGAUGAGAGGGAUAGGGAUGAUGAUGAGAGGGAGGCGGGGAUGCCGAGGAUGGGCGGGGGAGGGGGUAAGAAGUUCAAGGGGAAGAGAUAA
Messenger RNA from Microbotryum saponariae, 1841 nucleotides. Lineage: Eukaryota; Fungi; Basidiomycota; Microbotryomycetes; Microbotryales; Microbotryaceae. The record is from the annotation of a GenBank genome assembly.